AUGGUGAGCUCCUGUCGUCCCCUUGGCGAGGCGCAACGAGCUGAUCAGACAGAUGUCCUCGCGGGAUUCAAUCAACCCAAACCUAGUGCACCAGUAUCAGCACCUCCUCGGGCAUCCGCAACCACAUCCACAGUGACCGUUUCUAGCUCUUCGGCGGCUCCCCAAGCGGGCGGUGCGGAAGAUGACGAUGGCGACUUCGAGGCGUCAUUAGCGGGCGAGAUGGAGCAGCUCCUGCGUCAGCUCGCGGGCACGCAUAUUCCCGGCCCUAUGCCUGAUGUGGACGGUGCAGACCCGGACGAUCCACCCGCAGCUGGUGCCGGAGCCUCAGCUGGCUUGCCCAAAGGGCUAGGCGGAGCGGGGAAGAUGUCAGCAGAAGAGGAAGAAGCGGCGUUUCAGAAGGCUAUUGAGAUGAUGCUGUCCGGAGAAGGACUCGAGGCGCUGGGACUGGACGGGAAGGGGGCUGGAAGCGCAGGAGGGGCUUCUGGGUCUGGCUCAGCCUCUCGAGCCGCAGCAGGAGGCGCGGCGCCUGGUCAACCGAAACCAACAUUCGACGAAACGAUCCGGCGGACGAUGGAGCAGCUCGGAAGCAAGGAUACGCGAGGAGCAGCAGGGGGGGAUGGGGAGAUGCCUGAUCUGGCGGCGCUGUUAGCAAAGCUGGGCCAGGAGGGUGGGCUGGGAGAUGGGGACGAGGAUGAUCUAGGCGGGCUGCUAGACGGGAUGAUGAGCUCGUUGAUGACCAAGGAGGUAUUGGAGGAGCCCAUGUCGGAGUUGGCUUCCAAGUACCCCGCAUACCUCGCUUCCCCACCGGCGGGCGUCUCGGCGGAAGAUAUGGAGAAGUACCGGCGACAGUCCAAACUCGUCGACCAGAUCGUGGCGACGUUCCGGAAACCUGGGUAUUCGGCGGACGAGGAUGGUCAGGAAAUAGCGAGGCUAGUAGGGGAGAUGCAGGAUCUGGGGGGGCCACCCAAGGAGAUUAUUGGGGACUUGCCAGAGGGCUUGGACUUUGGAGGGAUGGGUGGAGACGAAGCAUGUACGAUCAUGUAG
Messenger RNA from Dioszegia hungarica, 1044 nucleotides. RefSeq names its product putative peroxisome biogenesis protein peroxin 19. Gene Ontology annotation, cellular component: peroxisomal membrane; peroxisome. Gene Ontology annotation, biological process: protein import into peroxisome membrane. NCBI's taxonomy places the organism in Eukaryota, Fungi, Basidiomycota, Tremellomycetes, Tremellales, Bulleribasidiaceae. The transcript is spliced from 3 exons. The record is from RefSeq and is a predicted model, not a curated record. The coding region runs from base 1 to 1044 and encodes 347 amino acids.